AAGAAGGUUUGGGCUUUGUUUCGACGACGUGUGGCGCAGAGUAUCAUGGGAUUGAGUGAUUUCUCCGUUUUUGCCCUUUCCAGAUGUCUUCGGUAUGGAAAGAGGAUAUGUAGAGCAUAUUGGAUUCAGAGUGCAUAGUGCAAACUACCGAUAUCUUGUCGCCAUAGCUCGCUCGCUGGCCUGCCGGCGAGCGUCAUUUCCGAGUGAGCACGAAGUUCGCGAUGUCCGUUUCCCAAAAUCAGAUUUCGCGCGUUCGUCAUCACUUUUCUUUUAUACUUUGACUUUCAUUUCGGGAGUUGGUGGAUACCAGCAUAAUGCGCUUUUUUAUUUUGCAGGCUAAGUAGAUGGACUAAUGGGAUCUGCAAACAUGUCUAGUGCAGGCUGUGACUCGUUGUUUUCCUUUUAGACGGUGUGGAUCU
Molecule: messenger RNA, 419 nt
Organism: Bipolaris sorokiniana ND90Pr
Lineage: Eukaryota; Fungi; Ascomycota; Dothideomycetes; Pleosporales; Pleosporaceae
Exons: 1
Coding region: 95-340 (81 amino acids)
Source: RefSeq, a predicted model, not a curated record